GUCGCCUUUUCCUGCAUCGCCAGGCUCCGCCCGGCCUCUGAGUCGAAUGUCGUGCUCCUGCGUGCAUCGCAGUUGGAUGGAAACAACCCCCUCACAGCAGUUUUAGACGUUGGCCUGCAGAAGAUGCACUUUCAGUGCUUUUCUAAGGUGUAUGUGAGAAUGAUGUGCACUGAAAAAUGUGGAAUUAGAUUCCAGCCUCCAGCUAUUAUCUUAAUCUAUGAGCAUGAAACCAAGGGGAAAAGUCGCCAGCGCAUCAUGCCAGUCCGCAAUUUUUCAAAGUAUUCAGAUUGCAACAGAGCUGCAGAACAAUUAAAGAAUAACCCCAGGCACAAGAGUUACCUGGAACAAGUAUCUCUACGGCAGCUAGAGAAAUUAUUUGGUUUUUUACGUGGUUACUUGUGGGGGCAGAGUUUGGCAGAAACAAUGGAACAGAUUAAACGGGAAACAACCAUUGAUCCUGAGGAAGACCUGAACAAACUAGAUGACAAGGAACUUGCCAAACGGAAGAGCAUCAUGGAUGAACUUUUUGAGAAAAAUCAGAAGAAGAAAGAUGACCCAAAUUUUGUUUAUGACAUAGAAGUUGAGUUUCCACAGGAUGAACAGCUGCAGUCCUGUGGCUGGGACACAGAGUCAGCUGAUGAAUUCUAAUAUUAAACCUAAAAGAAUUUAUUAGGCUACAGAAAAUCCGUGUUUAUAUAAAGAAUGUAGAUUGUUUCUAGCAAAAUCUAUGAAGAACACUAAUAUGUAGGUAUUGGGUCAUAGUUGGAUUGACUGGUACUUUUCUGAAUGACACAUUUAGAGCAUCUACUAUGUAGGUGCAUGAGGAAUAGAGGAAAUAUAGAAUAUAGUGAUCUGCCUUUAAAGAGUUAUAAUCUAACUGAAAGAUAAGUAAAAAACUUGUGAAAAGUUAAUUAACAGUAUUAGGCCAUCAAAACAUGAGGACCAAGUGACUGAUGAAGACUAAAUAGAGUCAGUCUCUAGAUUGCUGUAGGGUAGAAAAGUCAGGGAAAGCGAUCCUUUAGUAAAGAGGUGGGACUUUGCCUGUAUUGGAUAGAAACCCAGUAUAGGAAAAGGAAGGGCAAAGGGAGGUAUGGGGAGAAUUAAUGAAGAGAUAGGAAGUAGA
This is a messenger RNA of Talpa occidentalis (Iberian mole), 1123 nucleotides long. It is a transcript of the gene CEP19, whose product is annotated as centrosomal protein 19. Lineage: Eukaryota; Metazoa; Chordata; Mammalia; Eulipotyphla; Talpidae. The record is from RefSeq and is a predicted model, not a curated record. Gene Ontology annotation, biological process: trans-Golgi to periciliary membrane compartment transport; microtubule anchoring at centrosome. Gene Ontology annotation, cellular component: spindle pole; centriole; centrosome.